AUGAAGUACGCUGCUGCUCUUACGGCUGUUGCCGCCCUCGCUGCCCGCGCCGCUGCUGUCGGUGUCUCCGGCACUCCCGAGGGUUUCGCUUCCUCCGCCACUGGUGGUGGUGAUGCCACUGCCGUCUACCCUACCACCACCGAUGAGCUGGUCUCUUACCUCGGUGAUGACGAGGCCCGUGUCAUUGUCCUCUCCAAGACUUUCGACUUCACUGACACCGAGGGUACUACCACCACCACCGGCUGUGCUCCCUGGGGUACUGCCUCCGGCUGCCAGCUGGCCAUCAACAAGGAUGACUGGUGCACCAACUACGAGCCCGAUGCUCCCACCACCACUGUUACCUACAACACUGCUGGUGAACUCGGUAUCACCGUCAACUCCAACAAGUCCCUGAUCGGUGAGGGUACCAGCGGUGUCAUCAAGGGCCGUGGUCUCCGCAUGGUCAGCGGUGUCUCCAACAUCAUCAUCCAGAACAUUGCUGUCACCGACAUCAACCCCGAGUACGUCUGGGGUGGUGACGCCAUCACUCUCGACGACGCUGACUUGGUCUGGAUUGACCACGUUACCACUGCCCGCAUCGGUCGCCAGCACUACGUCCUCGGUACCGAGGCCGACAACCGUGUCUCCAUCACCAACAACUACAUCGACGGCGAGUCUGACUACUCUGCUACUUGCGACGGCCACCACUACUGGAACGUGUACCUCGACGGCGCUAGCGACAAGGUUACCUUCAAGGGCAACUACCUGUACAAGACCUCCGGCCGUGCCCCCAAGGUCCAGGACAACACCUACCUCCACAUCCUCAACAACUACUGGGAGAACAACUCGGGCCACGCUUUCGAGAUCGGCUCCGGUGGCUACGUCCUCGCUGAGGGUAACUACUUCUCCAACGUUGACACCGUCCUCGAGUCCGACUCCUUCGAGGGUGCUCUCUUCUCUGACAGCGCCUCCUCCACCUGCGAGUCCUACAUUGGCCGCUCCUGCGUUGCCAACGUCAACGGCGGUGACCUCACCGGCACCUCCACCACCGUCCUCUCCAACCUCAGCAGCGACACCCUCCCCUCUGCUGAUGCUGCCAGCACCAGCCCCGCCUCCAGCGCUGGUCAGGGUAACCUGUAA
Aspergillus costaricaensis CBS 115574 is the source of this 1119-nucleotide messenger RNA. Its product is annotated as polysaccharide lyase family 1 protein. The record is from RefSeq and is a predicted model, not a curated record. The transcript has 5 exons. NCBI's taxonomy places the organism in Eukaryota, Fungi, Ascomycota, Eurotiomycetes, Eurotiales, Aspergillaceae. Bases 1 to 1119 code for a protein of 372 amino acids. Gene Ontology annotation, molecular function: pectate lyase activity.